AUCACCUACAGCAAUCAACAGUUUAAAAAAAUGUCAUCUGUAACGCAUAUUCGCGAAUGUAUUGUCGAUUUUGUAAAGAACCGACGUCUGAUAACACCUAUAAACGCGAGAUUAUUCUCGCCGGUGUGGUGCAGAGAAUUAAGUUUUUUUGGUUUACGCACGUUAACUCUUAGAUUAAAAACUGUAUUUGCCCAUUGCACUCUACGCGUGCUAGCCAGGGGUCACGAGAGAGGGUAUUUUAAAAACGAUCCGUACAUACUCUCGUUAGCCGUAGCGUGUAUUAACAAACGGGGAGUGCGCGAUAACCGUAUCACCAGGGCUAUUAUAGCUGAUCAUGCGUUCCACGAAGGUAUGUAUUUUCCACUUAUCGGUAAUAUUGCUUAAAUAAACUGCUUUUUAAAACUAAAUAAAUUUUACAAGAAUUGACGCGAUUUCACAACGACGACGCACCCGAGGAGGAGGAUCGGUUGGUUUAAAGGUGCCUCAAUCGUGUAGAGGAGGAGAUUUACCCGGAGCCAAGCACCAGCACAACGAUGCUGAUGCAGUACGCUAACGUGCCAGGACCAGCAACAACGCUGAACAGACGAACGGCUGAAGAAGAAGAAGAAGAAGAAGAAGAAGAAGAAGAAACGCAUUACGGCACAUGGGAUGCAUUCAUGGCUAUAACGUCGGACGCCAGCGAAGACGACGACGACGACCAGGAUGAUGUCGACGAUCGCUCCACCGCUUCCAACGAUUCUAACGAGCACAACCCAGCCAACGAUAGUCGAGAGCCUAUUGUACAGGGUGACCUGCUACCACCGCAGGAUCAGGACAAUGCUGAAGAACCGAUACUAUGGGUUCCUAGGAACGGUGUGUACGUAGAGGCGGAUGCCGACGAGGCUGCUAAAGUAUUAGCAGAGCUCGAUGAUGAUGAUGAAAAUCCAAACGACCCGGAUACCUACGAAGAAGGUCGCGUAUAA
This is a messenger RNA of Cephus cinctus (wheat stem sawfly), 962 nucleotides long. Its product is annotated as nucleolin-like. The transcript has 4 exons. NCBI's taxonomy places the organism in Eukaryota, Metazoa, Arthropoda, Insecta, Hymenoptera, Cephidae. The record is from RefSeq and is a predicted model, not a curated record. Bases 534 to 962 code for a protein of 142 amino acids.